Besnoitia besnoiti is the source of this 1383-nucleotide messenger RNA. RefSeq lists its product as uncharacterized. Lineage: Eukaryota; Apicomplexa; Conoidasida; Eucoccidiorida; Sarcocystidae. Gene Ontology annotation, cellular component: membrane. The record is from RefSeq and is a predicted model, not a curated record. The coding region runs from base 1 to 1383 and encodes 460 amino acids. The transcript has a single exon.
AUGGACACGCCAGUGGAUCCCACUAAUGCUCCUCGGGGUCGCCCCUUGCUCACAUCCCUCUUUUUUUCCAGUUUCGCGCUCCUCUGUUUUUUUCCCGGUUUGGAAGCGGAUGCAGCUUCGACGGUCGACCUGUCCAAGCCCCAUAAAUGCACUGCAGAGGGAGAUGUGACGGUCGUUUUCCAGGCAGACGACACGCAGAAGGUGCUGACGUGCCCCGCCGGCUGGAUUCUGGAGCCCACCAAGGAUGGAUUCGCUUACCAAGGGAGCGAUGCAGAGACCAGGUUGGAGGACAUCUUUAGUGGGGCGAGACUAGACGCACCACAAACCGGAACGUAUCUGCUAACUCUGCCACAUGGUUCCAGUCGCCGACAGCAGUCAUGGUAUUAUACCUGCAGGGCUCCCACUGGGAGCGACAGCUCUGCUGGUGGUUCUUCCCCGGACAACCCUCCGUCGAUAAAUGGACCCCCUAGCCAAGGGAGUGCUCCCUCUCUUCCCGGUCCUCCGAUGGACCCGGAAAAACCCGGUCAUAGCGAUUCCCCUCUGGCGCCCCCUGAGUUGGAAGAAGACGGGGGUGUAGGUGACGGUAGCGGUGACCCCAGCUCUACCCCCGUUACACCGGAAAAGAUUCCCGCAGAUAAAGACGAAAAUGCCGACCCAGGGCGACCGGGUCUCGGUGGGAACUCCAACGGCCCUGAGGGACAAAACCACGAGGUUAAGCAACAGCCUGAGCAGCUUGACGAUAGGCGGCCCCAUCCCGAGGCGCAAGGGCACAACCAAGAUCUUCGGCAAGCCACGGGGUCAGAAGUCCGUGGGGAAGGAGAGAUGCAGGCCUUAUCACUCAGCAGGUCAGGCUUUCCCGUUUAUCGGGGCGCUCGUCGGGAAGCACGGAACACCUGCAGAAUCACGAUCGACGUCCUGCCAUCUAACCUCAUUGAGUGCGCCGCCGCAGGCGCGACAAAGACUGCCGCCGUCUCAGCCGCGGGCGAGCGAGUGGCCUUCAAGUGUGGAGAGGGCCUGGCUCUGAAGCCGGAGGAGUUGGAUCGGGUUUUCGACGACAAGGACGGGCUGUGCGCGUCGCAGGUUGCUCUGACCACACUUGUUCGUGGAUCGCUGUCUAGACUGCCCCCCGUGAGCGAUCUCCAAGCCAAGCCCGCUGCGUACGUUUUGCGAGUGGACGAGUUGCCAGCCGAGCAACAGGCGCUCUGCUACAAGUGUGUCGGCACGUCGACAGGGGCGAAGACUGAUGAAGAGCCAAAGGAACCUUUGAAAGAGUGUCUGGUCAAGAUCGCUGUCUCCUCAGCCGCUUCAUCGCAAUCGUGUGUGGCUGACUUGCUCUCUUUCCAUCCUCUGCUUGUACUGCUCGCUCUCAGUUCCGUUCACUAA